AUGACCAAGCACAUUGGGGUGUGGAAGAAGGCCCUGUUGUUGUAUUUCGACGAGGACGCGAGGCUGACAGACGUCUACAAAAGGGACUUCUUCCUCCAUGUGUUUGAAGAGCUGUUGGCACCAGAGUCUGAGAUGUUCAUGUACAACGACACCAAGACGCUGGCCUGGUUCCCUGCAAAGGCUAGAGUAGAGGAGACGCGUGAUUUCCUGUUUGGGGUUCUGUGUGGGAUGGCCCUGUACAACAACCACAUGGUGCACUUCCCCCUUCCCACGGCAUUCUUCAAGAAGCUGGUGAACAUCAAGCCCUCUUUAGAGGACCUGAGAGAGUUUAGCCCCAUUGAAGCAGGGAAGGAGUUUGUUGACACCUAUGUGAACUACAUCUUCAACCAGUCAGUAGAGAAGGUGUUUGAAGAGUUCAGGAAAGGCUUCUUCGAGGUGUGUGACAUGGACGUGGUGGAGUUCUACCAGCCAGAGGAACUGAGGGGAGUGAUGGUGAGGAAGGAGAACAAUGACUGGGAAAUGCUGAAACAGGUCAGAACCAUGUGUUGUUACUACAUGACUGAAGCUCAGUCCCAACUCUACCCCUAG
Molecule: messenger RNA, 588 nt
Organism: Salvelinus sp. IW2-2015
Lineage: Eukaryota; Metazoa; Chordata; Actinopteri; Salmoniformes; Salmonidae
Source: RefSeq, a predicted model, not a curated record